GGCGUCAAGACUAGCGGCUACCCAAGCCACUCCACUGCCACUCCCUACGACGGCAAGCACGAUGGCGGCUACCCAACCAAGUCCUCUGCUACCCCUUAUGCCGGUGAGCAUGACGGUGGCUACCCCAGCCAGUCUUCUGCUACCCCGUACGGUGCCAAGCACGACGGUGGCUACCCAAGCAAGCCCUCCGCGACCCCCUACCCCACUAAGUCUGCUUGCGUUGGAGACCAUUGCCACGACGAUGGCAAGAAGUCCUCCGUCGGCUACCCCGUCGGUACGCCUUCUGUCGGUUACCCCGUCGGUUCGUCUUCAGCUGGCUACCCCGUCGGUACACCCUCCGCUGGCUACCCAGUCGGUACACCCUCAGUCGGUUACCCAGUCGGCACAUCGUCUGUCGGUUACCCUGUUGGCACCCCAUCCGUAGGGUACCCUGCCAGCUCUAAGUCAGCUUGCAAUGGUUACGAUUGCCACGACGAGGGCAAGAAGUCCUCUGCUACUCCUUCCGCCGGCUACCCCGUUGGCACUCCUUCCGCCGGCUACCCCGUUGGCACUCCUUCCGUCGGCUACCCCGUUGGCACUUCAUCCGUCGGUUACCCAGUUGGCUCGUCCUCAGCUGGAUACCCUGUUGGUACGCCAUCGGUCGGCUACCCUGCUAGCUCCAAGCCCGCAUGCAAUGGAUACGACUGCCAUGGCGAG
This is a messenger RNA of Dothidotthia symphoricarpi CBS 119687, 696 nucleotides long. RefSeq lists its product as uncharacterized. The annotation marks the transcript as partial. The record is from RefSeq and is a predicted model, not a curated record. The transcript is spliced from 2 exons. NCBI's taxonomy places the organism in Eukaryota, Fungi, Ascomycota, Dothideomycetes, Pleosporales, Dothidotthiaceae.